CGUCACGAACUUGAGACAUUUUUGUUUUGGUUAAGUUUUACAAUUUUCUUGUGUCUUUAUUCAAACAUUGUGUAAAUAAUGUUUCACUUUAGUCCAUGUUUUCCUUUAAGACGUUUCGGAAGCGUUGGGUCCUUUUGCUGAUUCUAGCUUUGUCAUUCAUAUAUUGCAUCACGAGUUUAUAUAGUCAGUCCCGUUCCAUGGUAAUUCAAGAUGUUGAUAUUAGGAGGUCACGGACGCCAAAGUCGUUUCAGUGGCAGCCAAAGUUUGAUGAAGCCAAUUCUACACAGUUAAAAACAUGUAGGAACUCUGUUCAGGGAAAGGCUCUCAUAGCUGAUGAGCGAGGGUAUGUGUGUACACGGGUAGAUAUUCAGCCAGGUGGUUGCUGCAAUGUGUACUCUCCGAACACGAAACACUAUGCUUGUGAUACGUGUCUGAAGAAUGGUUGUUGUGCGAUCUAUGAAUACUGUAUAUCUUGCUGCUUGGAUCCGGAAAAGAGACCUCUGCUGGAAACUGUGUUAGACAAAGCAGCUGCAGCAAACAAUCUGCUGUAUUCCUCCGUGUCAGACCACUUUGAGUUGUGUCUUGCCAAGUGUCGCACGUCAUCACAGAGUGUGCAGCAUGAGAAUUCCUACAGAGAUCCAAAGGCAAAACACUGCUACAGUGAUCACCUGUCUAACAGUGCAUCAAGAUAGCAGAAAGCUGCCAUCUGAGGUUAGUAGGCGUUUAAUUUUGGUCAGCAGCUGUACAUAAUGUGAAAUAUCUACCGUCAUGUGUGCAGUCAUCUCUUCAUCUUCGUAUUCCUAAUUCUAUCAGUCUGUAAAGGAACAGUGUGAAAAAGGAAGUAAAAGGUACGGACUUCUAUACACAGGUGAUUGAAAUCUCGUGCUUUCUGAUCAAAUGCUACUCCAUCAACAUUACACAAUUAGACCGAUUAUUAUGCAUUUUCCAUGCACUUUUUGUGUUUAGUUGGGCUAAAUUUAGAAUAGUUGACAGGAUUAUAUGCUAAGACUUAACCAUAGUAAGCAUAACUAUGAGUUUUUAGCAUAGUUUAUAUAUAUAUAUAUAUAUAUAUAUAUAUAUAUAUAUAUAUAUAUGCCUAGAUACUGUUUUUAUGAAAACGGCACAGUAAUGUGCAUUGUUUGCCAGUAUGCAUGUAUAUAUAAUUACAUUAUAUCAGGAAUAGAGAAUAGGGAAGGAGUGUGACUUCAAUAAACAAGAGAA
This is a messenger RNA of Priapulus caudatus, 1221 nucleotides long. Its product is annotated as UPF0454 protein C12orf49 homolog. Bases 96 to 692 code for a protein of 198 amino acids. The record is from RefSeq and is a predicted model, not a curated record. The transcript is spliced from 5 exons. Gene Ontology annotation, biological process: positive regulation of SREBP signaling pathway. Lineage: Eukaryota; Metazoa; Priapulida; Priapulimorpha; Priapulimorphida; Priapulidae.